Messenger RNA from Euleptes europaea (tarantolino), 1916 nucleotides. RefSeq names its product ST6 N-acetylgalactosaminide alpha-2,6-sialyltransferase 5 (gene ST6GALNAC5). Gene Ontology annotation, molecular function: alpha-N-acetylgalactosaminide alpha-2,6-sialyltransferase activity. The transcript is spliced from 5 exons. Gene Ontology annotation, biological process: ganglioside biosynthetic process; oligosaccharide metabolic process. Bases 100 to 1107 code for a protein of 335 amino acids. The record is from RefSeq and is a predicted model, not a curated record. NCBI's taxonomy places the organism in Eukaryota, Metazoa, Chordata, Lepidosauria, Squamata, Sphaerodactylidae.
AAAAACAAUGUCUCGAGCUCCUUCGCCAUGGAAGCCCUAGAAGAAAAAGUGGCUUCAGAUGCUCAAGCCUGAGAGCUCGGCAUAAGGAGGUGCUCAAAAAUGAAGACGCUGAUGCGCCAUGGGCUGGCUGUGUCUCUCGCGCUCACCACCAUGUGCACCAGCUUGUUGCUCAUGUACGGCAGCAUCGGUGGAGGCGGCGGCGGCGGCGGCCGGAAAGAGCCAAGCCCGCAGCAGGUGGCGGCGGCGGCCAGCGUGAAAGCCCCCAGCCCUCGCCCGCCGGGCGGCAGAGGCCAGCGACGCCUCCCGGGAUUCGCCGCUCGCCCCUUGGAAGGCUACAUCAGCAUCCUGGAUCACCAGCCUUUGAAAAUGCACUGUACAAGUUGUGCUCUGGUAUCAAGCUCGGGACACCUUUUGCGAAGCCAACAAGGCAGCAAGAUUGACCAGACAGAGUGCGUAAUACGAAUGAAUGAUGCACCCACACGGGGAUUUGGAAAAGAUGUUGGAAACAAGACAAGUUUGCGAGUCAUAGCUCACUCCAGCAUUCAGAGGAUUUUGCGGAAUCGCAACGAACUGUUAAAUAUGAGCCAAGGGACGGUAUUUAUCUUCUGGGGUCCCACCAUCUAUAUGAGGAGAGAUGGAAAAGGGUUAGUUUAUAAUAAUCUGCAACUGAUGAAUCAGAUUCUACCUCAAUUAAAAGUAUACAUGAUAUCUCGGCACAAGAUGCUUCAGUUUGAUGAUCUCUUCAAACGGGAAACUGGAAAAGACAGGAAGAUAUCCAACACUUGGCUUAGCACUGGAUGGUUCACAAUGAGUAUCGCAUUAGAGCUGUGCGACAGGAUAGACGUCUAUGGCAUGGUGCCACCAGAUUUCUGCAGGGAUCCCAAUCAUCCUUCAGUACCUUAUCAUUAUUAUGAACCGCUGGGACCCGAUGAAUGUACAAUGUACAUUUCACAUGAACGGGGAAGAAAGGGCAGUCAUCACCGUUUUAUCACAGAGAAACGAGUGUUUGAGAAUUGGGCCCGGACAUUCAACAUUCACUUUUUUCAGCCAAACUGGAAACCAGAAUCACUUACUAUAAAUCAUGCUAAGAUUAAACUGGUGUUCUGAGGAAUGAACGCACAAGGCUGCAAUCACAAUCACCAACUGUAUCAGGCUUCGGGGGAUUGAACCUCAUAUCAUAGCAAGCCAACCUAAAAAAGAAAGGUUAACAGGGUUUGCGGAUAAAAACUGUUACAAUAUUCAGGAAGUUAUUGCAAAGGAAUACCUGAAAAGGACACCUGGUAUCCAGUUGUAUUGUAAUCAAAUAUUUUAACUUCCGUUCAUCGACCUCGCAUAUGUGUAUGUGGUUUGUUAAAAAGAAGGAAAAAAAGUAUGAAGAAACUACAGCAUAAUGAACAUAAUUAAAGAGAUGUUUAAUUCAUUAUGUUUUUAAGGCAUAUUGCCACUGGGUUUUCAUAGUGACAUUUACCAGUUACUUUCUUAGUGGAGGUUUUUAAUGCAAUCCAGUAUUUUUCUAUUUCACAAUGAUAUGGUUAUUUAUCUUUCAGAAUCCCUCCAAAACUGAAGAUUUAUAUUGCUGCUGGUUUAAGGCCCAGCUUCUUGUUUAUACAUUUUCUCUUUGAGCUCUAGGAUGAUUCUAUCUAGCAUGUAAUUAAUAUUUGAUCUGGAAUUGAUGUAUUUAUUUUAUUUAUUUUUACUCGUGGGGUGCGUUCCAGCAUAAAGCCAUUUGUUAGCAAGCACAUCCUUAUGUGAAGUUCUAGCAGAAACGUGUUUUUCUUCUGAUAUGACUAGGAAGCAGGCCAAAGUAUCUUUUGAUUUAAAUGUGCUUUGGUAGAUGGAGGAUCAAGCCAACUUUUUCCACCAGAAGGUGUCAAAGGCAGGGAAGGAUGCUUGUAAAUGUGUGGCAUCCUAUGCAC